Molecule: messenger RNA, 2097 nt
Organism: Triticum turgidum subsp. durum (durum wheat)
Lineage: Eukaryota; Viridiplantae; Streptophyta; Magnoliopsida; Poales; Poaceae
Source: the annotation of a GenBank genome assembly
AUGGGCAAACAUAGUAGCGAUGAAGAAGAUUUGGGUGAUGUGCCUGAUGAUGAUCAGUAUGACACCGAAGAUUCUUUCAUUGAUGACGCUGAAUUGGACGGGAGAACGGGCGUGCUUGUAUUGCAAGAUGGGCGGCGGAGGCGGGAUGCGGCGAGUAGCAGCAGAUGUUGGAGGAUGGGAGGUGGAGCAACGGACAUUGGAGAAGAUCCGGCGACCAGGCGUGAAGGUGGAGUACCAGAUGUUGGAGGACGAGAGAAGCGGACGGGGGUGGAGGUGGAGCACUGGACAGAGGUGGAAAUAGAAGGACCGAGGAUGGGAGGUGGCUCGGAUGAGUACUUUGAAGUUGACAAUUUGAAAACCAAGCACACUGGAUUUUUUGUGAACAAAGGGAAAUUGGAACAAAGUGAGUAUGGCUCAGUACAAAAUGUUGUACCAGAUGGCACAGUACAAAAUGUUGUACCAAAGAAACGGAGAAGAAGAGACUCUUCAAAUUCUUACAUCGAAAAUAGCAAGGAGCUUGCACCAGGCAGCAUGCCUGUAAAAGCCCCUAAAAGAAAUGCUGAAAUAGGAAAAAACAUAGCAAGUAGCGACUUAAGUUCUUACAGCGAAUAUCACUCUGAAGGCAACAAACCGUUGACGAAUAAAAGUAAUUCCCCUGGAAGAAUGCAGAAAGGGAAUGCCAGUGAGAAUGCAACUGGUGCUGAGUACGCAUCACAUCCGAAGAUAUCAAGUAAGGGUGUUUCGUUACCUUCUUCAGAAAUAAAGGACUUGAACAAGCAUAAAACUGCAGUGCCGCAGGCUGUUGAUUUUGCUCGUAAGUCAACAACUAAUGCAACAAACCCUUAUCCAGCAUACUUGGAGAAGGAUGCUGCAGUGCAACUUGAUCUCCAAUUGAAAAAAUCCUCUAAUGUGGCGAAGCCAGAUUUGCCAAAGAAAAUGCGCUCCAAAGAAAAAUAUGGUGUCAAUCAGUUUCCUGGCUUGACUACAACAGACAACGUAUAUUCGACACAAACAACGCACUUGGCUGCAAACAGGCGCAUAGAAGGUUCAGGUAUUAAGGCCAAGGGUACCAGACUCGAGCGAGCUAUUCGUGACCUUGAAAAUAUCGUUGGUGAAUACAAACCACAUACUCUUGAUGUUCCCUACAUUGAUCCAAAUUGUCAAGGAGCGGUGAAAAGAAGACUGCCUCAAGAAAUAAAACAAAAACUUGCUAAGGUCGCAAGGUUAUCGGCAAAUCAGGGUAAAAUCUCAGAAGAUGAAUUGAUCAAUCGCCUCAUGGGCAUAGUGGGGCACCUUGUGCAGCGUAGGACACUGAAGAGAAACAUGAAAGAAAUGGUCGAAUCGGGUAUGUGCGCUAAACAAGAGAAGGCUGACAAGUUCCAGCAAGUGAAAACUGAGAUCUAUGAAAUGGUCAAAGCACGUCUAGACACCAAGCCCAAGGUUACUGAACAAAGGGAUGAUUCAGCACAUGAUUUUCAAGGGGGUGUCAGUAUUGAUGAUAAAACAGCCUUAAAAGGCAAAUUUGUCCUGGAUGCUCCACUGGAGGACAGGAUCUGUGAUCUAUAUGAUCUUUAUGUUGAGGGUAUGGAUGAAGACAAGGGCCCUCAGAGUCGUAAGUUAUAUGUAGAGGUUCGCAACGAGGAGAGAAUGAAGAGGAGAAGGAUAGCUGCUGCCGCCAAGUCACGAGAUGGCAACCCAAUGGUGGCUCAGUACGCUACAGCACAGCAAGUUAUGCAACCGCCCGUGAAAGAUGCUAGUCCAUCGAUGACAAGCACGCACACCUUGUAUCCUGUCGUUAACUAUGGACAUAGCCAGGUCUGCAGAAACGCUGGCAGAGUUGGUGAAGUGACGGUGGGUGCAGUAUCUGACGGCAACCGUAGUUCUUCUGCGGACAUCAAGAGGAGAAAACUAGGUUCUGACGCCGCCGUGGAUCUGCAACUGCAAGCUAACCCACUGAAGGCUCCCCCACGGUAUGUCAGCGAGAAGCAGAAGCCUGCGAAGCGUGCGGAUGAUGUAAAGGUCGGCAGUAGCAGUAGCCUUCCUCAGACGGUGCUUGCCGUUGCAGGCUAUGACCCCCAGCGGCCCGGCUACAGCUAA